This is a messenger RNA of Aphidius gifuensis, 3153 nucleotides long. RefSeq names its product dynein axonemal intermediate chain 3-like. Gene Ontology annotation, molecular function: dynein heavy chain binding; dynein light chain binding. Gene Ontology annotation, biological process: inner dynein arm assembly; cilium movement involved in cell motility. Gene Ontology annotation, cellular component: inner dynein arm. The transcript is spliced from 13 exons. NCBI's taxonomy places the organism in Eukaryota, Metazoa, Arthropoda, Insecta, Hymenoptera, Braconidae. The coding region runs from base 1 to 3153 and encodes 1050 amino acids. The record is from RefSeq and is a predicted model, not a curated record.
AUGGAUAAUAAAUUUAAUCAGUAUAAUGAAUUCCAAAAUAAAGAUGGACAAAUUAAUGAUGACAUAUUAUCAAUUUCAACUAAUGAGAAUGAAGAUUACAGUGGAACUUCAUUGCAUUAUGAAACAACGAAAAUAAAUGGCAUGGUAAGAAUACCAUUAUCAUCAUUAACCCAAAAAAUAAUUGGCUGUGAAGUUGGUGAAAAUGUGACGACAGAAUAUCCCUGGAUUCUCAUAAGAAAACAAAUAAUUGAAGACAACAUUUACCUACAUCCAGAAUCCAGUGAUUUUUUACCAAUUAAAAAUGAAAUAUAUAAUUAUCCAGGUCAUGAUGUACUAAUUGGUUAUGCACCAACAUCAUUUAAUCAGCAAAAAUUUUAUAUUUGUUUAACGGAAAAUAGUCGUGAUGAGGUUACACGAGAAAUUAAUAAGCUUCGAAAUGACCAGGAAAAUCGUGUUAAAAAGGCAGUAUUUAAAACAAGUGGUUCAUGGAAUGAUUUUGGAAGUUCAUCAGAAAUUAUUAGCCCACAAGAUAUAAAUAAAAGACCACUGAUUGACAUACAAAUAACUGCUAGUUGUAAUAAAAAAAUUAAUUUGAUUGAUCGUAAUGCUGAUGAACAAAGAGACAGUUAUAUUGAAAUUGUAAACACAAGGUAUACCUUCAACAACAUAAUUAGAAAACAGAUAUCACGUGGUGAUCAAAUAACUCCAAUAGUACAUGAUGACAAAGCUCAAACAACAACUUCAAGUCCGCUUAACUCAUGGUCACAAUAUUUGUACAGUUACAAAACAAUUGACAAUAUAUCAAGUAAAGAAAUUAAAGAUUUUUUUCAGCUACAUAUUGAUAAUAUUUAUGAUCAAAUUUUACAAAAUUCAAAAUGGGAUUUACAUAUUAAUGAGUAUGAUAGACUUGUUAAAGAUCCAAAAGAUUCACAAGCACCAAUACCAAUAACAUACAAGCCAUAUCAAAAUUAUCAUUAUGCUAAAUUAACUAAAAAUAAAAUAAUAAAUGAUCUUAGUUGGCAUCCAUUGUUGACGGGUAUUGCAAUUGCAGCAUACUGUCAAAAUUCAAAGUCGGAAAUAUUCACGAAAUUAUAUUCACCAAAUGAGAUUCAAAUUGCCAGUCAAGAUGAAAAUUACGUAUUGGUGUGGUCUUUCAGUGACUGUCUUGCACCAAAAUUAAUCCUAGAAUGUCCUCGUGAAGUAACAACAGUGUCAGUCAGACCACUUGAUGGUAAUAUAAUUAUUGGAGGAUGCAUCAAUGGACAGAUUGCAAUUUGGUCAAUUCCUCGUGAAAUUGAUAAAAUUGAAAAUGUCGAAAUAUUAACAACCACACAAAUGGAAAAUAAAAAUAGAUUGAACAAUUUAAUGAACUGGGUUAAAAAUAUAAAUGGUACUGGUAAAAUUUAUCCAACAAUUAUGUCAUCAUUGCGUAAUAGUCAAAAAGGUGAAAUUACGGAAAUUAUUUGGCUAUCAAGUCACAGUAAAAUAAGUGAAAAUGGAAGAAUUGUUGAAGUUGAUAAUAACGUUGAUAGUGAAGAACUCGGAUGGCAGUUUGUAACAUCAAGUGAAGACGGCAGUUUGGCCUUUUGGGAUUUGAGUAUGAAAAAAGAAACAGAGCUAGAAAAAUUGAUGCGAAAAAAGAAUGAAAAAAAAAAAAAAAUAAUACGAAAACCAGAAUCAUUAAAGCAACUGAUUUCACAAUUCAAGAUACUAAACAAUGUAUUUAGUCCAACGUAUAUAUUAACAUUAAAGUAUCCAGAUAAAGAAAUACGAGUUGUAAUUACGACAAUGAGUUUUUAUGUACCGGAAAUUAAAAAAAUUCAAGUUGAGCCAUUUCCAAUUAAUGAAAAUGAUGUAUCAAGAAGAAGGCAUUACAAAGCAAUUGUUAACAAGCCAAAUUAUGAGACACCGAGAAUUAUACUUGUUGGUACAUUGACUGGUGAUAUUGGACAAAUAACAUGGGAGGGUUUUGAAUUUGCAACUGGUCUAACAAUGAAUCGUGAAGCAACACGAUGGAUUUGGAAAAAUUCAAGUGUUCAUAAUGGACCAGUUACUCAUAUGGUACGAUCAAAAUAUUUAAAUAAUGUUGUUCUUACUGUUGGUGGUGGUGCAUUUGCUGUAUGGCGUGAAGAUUUUGAUGAACCUGUUUUUAUGAAAACAUCAUCUACAUUCAAUUAUAGUGCUUGUUCAUGGGGAACAUUUCGUCCAACUGUUAUGAUUCUUGGACGUGAUGACGGUACAGUUGAAAUUUGGGAUCUUAUUGUCAAGUCACACGAGCCAUGCUUUACUCAAAGUGUCUCUGGUGGUAUUAUAACUGGAAUAUACACUCAUAAUCUCUAUCUUAAUCCACAAUGCAUUGCACUUUGUGAUUUUAAUGGUGCUAUGAGAAUUUUUUUAGCACCAUCAAAUUUACUUAUAUUUGAAGAGAGCCACGUUAAUUGGUUUCGUCAAUACAUUGAUUCUGAAGUUGAAAGGAUCAUACAGUUCAAUAGAUGGCAAAACUUUUGGACGGAAAGUAACGUCAAGAGCAUUGAGCAAAACAGGAUACGAGAAGUAAAAAAACCAGAACAAAAACGAAUUGAUGCUGUGGAAAAGACUCAAACGGAAAUGGCAGAAUUGACUGAGAAAAUCGGCUUGAAAUCACUUGAAAAACGAAAACCCGGUGAAUUUUUGGAGCAAGCUAAAGCACAAUGGAAAAAAAUUGAAUUGCAACGAAUGCAACGAGUUAUUUUAGAAAAAAAAGGCUUAAGACCAGAAGAUCUUGAGAGGCGAAGGGAACCAGUACUUAAGCUAAGAAAAGAAAAUAAAAUAAAACAACUAAAAAUUCGGACAGCCAUGUUACAACAAGAUAAAAUAUUUUCUGAUGGAAUUGCUAAAUUUAUACCUGAAAAAAUACGUCAAAGUAAUGUUAAAUAUAAAACUGACAAUGCAAUCAUUGAAGAUAUUGAAAAUAAAGAAAGACCAAAUUUAAAACAAGAAAUACUACGAGAAUAUGAAGAGGUAUCUAAAAGUGCAAUGGAAAAAUUGAAAAAUUUUGAAUUCAAAGAUCCAUUUGAUUGGCAAAAAAUGAUAACAGAAGGAAAAGAACGAAGACAAUCAAUUGAUGUUGAAUUAAAUCAAGUACUUGCGAAAAGAUUAAAUUCUUUAGAUUAA